Molecule: messenger RNA, 2075 nt
Organism: Rhea pennata
Lineage: Eukaryota; Metazoa; Chordata; Aves; Rheiformes; Rheidae
Gene: MUTYH
Product: mutY DNA glycosylase
Exons: 16
Coding region: 29-1561 (510 amino acids)
Biological process (GO): mismatch repair; base-excision repair
Cellular component (GO): nucleus
Molecular function (GO): adenine/guanine mispair binding; 4 iron, 4 sulfur cluster binding; purine-specific mismatch base pair DNA N-glycosylase activity
Source: RefSeq, a predicted model, not a curated record
GCCCGCUGCGGGCCGCCCCGGCCCGGGCAUGAGCCAGCUCCGGGCGGCUGCUGCCAGGGGGCUCCGGCGGAGCCGCGCGGCGCCGUCCCCGGGGAAGAGCCGGACGGGCGCCGCGCCGCGCGGAGGGGGUCCUGCUCCAGCGCCCGCUCAGCCUUCUGCGCCGCAUCUCUUCAGUGAUGCAGCCGAGAUUGAGGCCGUGCGCAGGAACCUGCUCGCUUGGUAUGACAAAUGCAAGCGGGACCUUCCCUGGCGGACACUGGCUGCAAGUGAGCCAGAUGUUGACAGACGGGCAUACGCAGUGUGGGUGUCUGAGAUCAUGCUGCAGCAGACACAGGUGGCUACGGUGAUCGACUAUUACAACCGCUGGAUGCAGAAAUGGCCAACACUGCAGGCUCUGGCAGAAGCAUCCCUGGAGGAGGUGAACGAGCUGUGGGCAGGACUCGGCUACUACUCACGAGGGAAGCGUCUGCAGGAGGCAGCGAGGAAGGUCGUGUCCCAGCUGGCUGGCAGGAUGCCCAGGACGGCUGAGGACCUGCAGAAGCUGCUGCCAGGAGUGGGCAGAUACACAGCGGGAGCCAUCGCUUCCAUCUCAUACGGCCAGGCCACAGGUGUUGUGGAUGGGAACGUGAUCCGCGUCCUGUGCCGCCUGCGGUGCAUCGGUGCUGACUCCAGCAGCCCGGCAGUUGUCAACCGGCUCUGGGACAUGGCCAAUGCCCUGGUAGACAGGAGCCGCCCGGGGGAUUUUAACCAAGCCCUGAUGGAGCUGGGGGCUACUGUGUGCGUGCCCAAGGCCCCGUUGUGCGACAAGUGCCCUGUGAAGCAGCACUGCCGAGCACGGCGCAGGGUGGAGAAGGAGUUGGGCCUCGCCUCCCAGAGGCUGCUUGGGACCUGCGCCCCAGUGCCUGAUGUCGAGGACUGUCGAGUUGGGGGCUGUUCCUUGUGCCCUCCAGCCACGGAGCCAUGGGACAGCAGCCUAGGGGUGACCAACUUCCCCCGGAAAGCAGCAAAGAAGCAGCCGCGGGUGGCGCGGAUGGCCACAUGCGUGCUGGAGCGGAGGGACCACCGCGGGGCUCUGGAGUACCUCAUCGUGCAGAGGCCCAGUUCGGGGCUCCUGGCUGGGCUGUGGGAGUUCCCCAGCCUCCCGCUGGCUCUGGGCCUGCAGGAGGAGGAGCAGAGGGAGGUGCUGGCGGAUCAUCUGCAGGCCUGGACAGGGCAGCGUGUCGCAGCAGGAGGCCUGCACUAUGUUGGAGAGGUCAUCCACAUCUUCUCUCACAUCCACCAGACGUAUGUGGUCUACUCCCUACCUGUAAAUGGAGAUGUGACACUAGACCCUGAAUUGUCUCCAUCUCGCUGGGUGACAGAGGAGGAGUUCUGUACCUCUGCUGUGUCCACAGCCAUGAAGAAGGUGCUGAAAGCGUAUGGGAAGCAGCGUGGGGAGCAGAACAGCUUUUGCAAGGGCUCCAAGAGGAAGCGGCAGGCAAAGCCAGGGGGAGCUGGUAGCUGCUCCACUGGGACGCAGCUCUCCCUCCACGCCUUCCUCCGAGCACCGAGCCCCCAGUGAUGGCAUCUUUGGCUGCUGAGACUGCCGGAGAGCUGCACUGUGCCCCACAGUCAUCAGUACAGACCUCCGGCUUCACUGGCUCAGCUGUGGAAACAUGCCUGCUUUCCCAGGGGGCCUCUAAAUGGCCAAUGUGGGUCCUGAGGUCAACGUUAUGCAGAACCGGGCUCUCGUCUCCUACUCAGCUUGCAGGAGAGAGUGUGACUGCUGAGUAUUGCUGGUGCCCUGGCUUAGGUUUUCAGCCCACUAUGGCCACUGCUUCUGACACUGCUGCCUGGCGGUAGCAGGGGUCUCUCUGGUGGUGGGGAGGAUGCCACCAGAGCCGCCACUGCCCUGUUUCCUCUAGGAGCUGUCUUCCCAGGUGCUGAAGAUCUGGGUGCUUCCCUGCAGCUCGGCUCCCAGACGGCAACUGGAGAUGCUGCUAUACCCAUCACGGGCUCCAAAGGCCCUUUUUAUACUUGCUUUUAUUGAAUCAGAGCCACAGGCUUUCUAAUAAAUCUCCUAAAGCUUUUCUUAA